Molecule: messenger RNA, 1332 nt
Organism: Lithohypha guttulata
Lineage: Eukaryota; Fungi; Ascomycota; Eurotiomycetes; Chaetothyriales; Trichomeriaceae
Exons: 1
Coding region: 1-1332 (443 amino acids)
Molecular function (GO): oxidoreductase activity
Source: RefSeq, a predicted model, not a curated record
AUGUUCUCCUCGUUCUUCUCAGGUGGCUUACCCAAGCUCAGCUUCAACCGAGCAAGCACAGCCAGCACCGUCAACGUCCCAUCAGUCGAAGUCCACGACGUUGAAACAUCGUUGGAAAAGCGCGAUCGUCGUCUCAAACACCUGCUGAAACUGAAUCAUGCCAACUUCUCUAUUCUCUACAAUCACAACCGUUUCCAUAACCACACGCCACACAUCCUAGGAAGUGCCUAUAUUCUUGGCGGUUCUGCUGACCAUUUGACUGAGAUCUACGAACAUGUCAGUCACUCUGGUCAUGAACCAUGGCAAGACUCACCUAGCGAGAUUGCACUACAUGAUUACAGAGACUUCCUGGCGAGGAAGGAGUAUCAGCGGGCUUGGGUGGACUUCUUCGAGGACCAGCUGGUCGAGCAUUCGUAUGAUUGGAAACAGGUCGCGGCUAGGUUUCUGUUCGAAAGGGGGGAAAAAGGAUCACCUAACGAAAGACCCAUGUUCUCUUGUCUGAUGGGCGGGCUAGGGCAUCCACUGAUCCACCUAGGGUAUGCAUACGAACUGGCAAGCAGAGAAGUUGGAAUGGAAGCGCUAGGACUGGCAGCCACAUGCUACGAUGGAAAGCUCGCAGCCCUCCUCGAAGACAAUCUGAACACUACAUCCUCAAAUUCCACAUCUACACCGAUCGAAGACCUCACCCAAGUUUUCGAAAACACACGCAAGGACAUCAGACUCGACGCACAUUUCUCCCACCUCAACAACAACAACCUCGAGCACCUCCUCUCCACACCAGCCCUAACAUCCAUCCUCCUCGAACACUUCACCUCCUACAACAUCACCUCCGCACAAACCACCUUCCAACAAUCCCAACACCUCGCCGUCGCCCUCCUAGUAUCCACCUCCCCAUCCCUCAACGGCCACGGCUACGACUUUUUCCUCCUCCACGUUCUCACAACGUCCCACGCCAUUCGCGUCCUCAUCCCUUUCCUCCCGAGCGAGCAUCAUGUCCCCUUACUCAAGCAAUGGCUCCUCACCACACUCGCCCUGUAUGUCACGCAACUACGUCCUGACAUCCUAGCAGCCAACCAUGCCAUCACAGACUACGACACGAAAGGGAAAACGUGGGAUGACGCGACGAAAAUGGCGCUGGAGGGUAAACACAAAUUCGACGAGCAUUACGUCAAGGGGAUCAGGGCCAUCCGAGAGGCGAGCAAAGUCUACGGAGAUAGUGGGGAGUGGUUUGAGAAGGCUGCGGUUAAGUUUGCGGUUGAGUUUGAAGAAUGGGGAGGCUUUGCGGUGGCAGGUGGAGAUGAUGUGGAAGGGAAGGAACGACACAUACACUAA